AUGAGCUCCCUGCUGGGAAUUUCCUCAUGUCUUCGCUGUUUUUUUCCCAUUUUUCACGUUUUUCCCAUUUUUUCACCUAUUUUUUCCCUUUUUACCCCAUUUUUUUCCCAUUUUUUCAUCUUUUUUCCCUUUUUUUCCCGAACUCCCCAUUUUUUCCCCCAUUUCCCAGCCCUAAAGCUGAUGAGCUCCCUGCUGGGAAUUUCUGCCCUGGUUUUUCCCAUUUUUAACCCUUUUUUCCCCCAUUUUUUCACCUAUUUUUCCCAUUUUUUAACCUUUUCACCCUUUUUUCCCAUUUUCCCCAUUUUCCCCCCCAAUUUUCCAGCACUGAAGCUGAUGAGCUCCCUGGUGGAGGUGGUGCUGGGGGUGGGGCAGCAGCAGGAGAAUUUUCAGCGCCAGUUUGGGGCAGAAAAGCGAAAAAAGCCCGGCCGGAGGGGCAGCGAGCGCCUCGAGGGACUCAGGGACAGACAGCUGCAGCUGAGGGAGCAGCAGGAGGACCUGGAGCUGCUGAUGAACACCAUCUUCAAGGGCAUCUUCGUGCAUCGAUACCGGGACGUGGCGCCCGAGAUCCGCGGGAUCUGCAUGGAGGAGCUCGGGGUGUGGGUGAGGAAACUCCCCAGCUCCUUCCUCUCUGGCAGCCACCUAAAGUACCUGGGAUGGACCCUGCACGACGAGCAUGGGGAGGUUCGGCUGCGCUGCGUGAGGGCCCUGCAGGGAAUUUAUGGAAACCCCUGGGGCCCCCCUGCUCAAGAGAGCCCAGAGCCUCAGCAGAGCCUGAUGGAUGAAGAAGAGGAGGAGAUCCCAAAGUGCUCCAAAAGAUGCCUGAAGAAGGCCUGGAGCUUUUUUGACACCUCCAGCUCCGACUUCAAGACUAUCUGAAGCCAGAAUUCCAAAUUUCCCUUGGAGUUUUUUCCCAUUUUUUGAAGUUUCCAGCCCAAAAUUUCUCAUUUUUUUCCCAGUUCAAAUUCCAAAACCGUGCUUUUUGGGCCAUUUUGGGGGGAAUUUUUGGGAUUUAUGCCAAAUAUUUUGUGUUUCCCACUCCUUUAUCUCCUUCCAGAUUUUCUGGGAAUGGAAAUCCCAAAUUUCCUCCAAGUUUUUCCCAUUUUUUUGCCCUUUUCAUCCCAAAAUCCAGUUACAAAUUGAGCAUUUUCAAACAUUGUUUUGGGAAUUGUUGGGAUUUAUACCAAAUAUUUUGUGUUUCCCACCCUUUAUCUCCUUCCAAACUUUCUGGCAAUGGAAUCCCAAAAUUCCUCCCCAGAUUUUUCCCAUUUUUUGCCAUUUUCACCCCAAAUUCCCCCAGUAAAAAACUGCAGCAACUCCUUCG
This is a messenger RNA of Melospiza georgiana, 1321 nucleotides long. RefSeq lists its product as uncharacterized. Lineage: Eukaryota; Metazoa; Chordata; Aves; Passeriformes; Passerellidae. Gene Ontology annotation, cellular component: chromatin; cohesin complex; nucleus. The transcript is spliced from 7 exons. The record is from RefSeq and is a predicted model, not a curated record. Bases 1 to 876 code for a protein of 291 amino acids. Gene Ontology annotation, biological process: sister chromatid cohesion. Gene Ontology annotation, molecular function: chromatin binding.